AUGUGUGUUGAUGUUUCUGCUGUAGAUAAGGCGGACUCUGAGGUUACCUGCAGUUAUCAGGAUGUUGUAAACUACCUGAACCUGACCAAAAACAAGGAGCUGUACACCAUUACUCGACCUGUUACAGACUACAAACAGACUACAAAGAUACACAUCCAAAUGUCGAUCUAUGGUAUCCUAGAUGUGAGAGAGAUCGACCAGACCUUUGUUACCAACAUUUGGGUUUAUAUGGGCUGGCAAAAUGGACACAUUCAGUGGAAUCCACUUAAAUUUUGUGGAAUUCAAGAAAUAACAAUUCCAAAAGAUUUAUUAUGGAGGCCAGAUCUAACUAUUGAAGAGAUGACAGAGAAAGACAAGUCCCCCCCAACUCCUUUUCUCACUGUUAAAUGGCACGGUCUUGUUGAAUUUAAGAAUGAUCUGGUGCUGGUCAGCUCUUGCAGGAUGCAAAUUUUCAAAUUCCCUUUCGACAGUCAGAGCUGCAACCUCUCUUUCAAGUCUGGUGUAUACUCUGAUAACGAAAUAAAGUUUGUAGCAGAGUCCAGUGCUACAAAGAACACACAGUGGUCUCUUGAAGUGAUGCGGACCCAGUAUGAGUGGCUCUUCAUUGGCAUGACUGUCAAAGAGAAAACCAUCAACAAUUUUAGCAGCAAUCAAAGCAUGAUUGUUUACACUAUCACUAUGCGGAGGCGGUCUGUCCUCUACAUCGUCAACUUCAUACUACCCAUCUUGUUCUUCUUCUGUCUGGACUUGGCCUCCUUCCUCAUCUUGGACACAGGGGGCGAGAAGCUCAGCUUCAAGGUCACUGUGCUGCUUGCUGUCACUGUGAUGCAGCUUAUUCUCAAUGACAUUCUGCCUUGCUCUUCAGACAGGAUUCCACUUAUAGCAUUAUACUGUAUUGGGAUGUUUGGAUUGAUGCUGCUGAGCCUCCUGGAGACGAUUUUGGUGAUGUAUCUGAUAGAGAAGGACUCUGCAUCCCAAGACAACAAAGCAAAUAAUGUCCAAAGCCUGAGUGAGGACUGUGGAGGUAAAUGGAGCAAAGACGACAUACACAGCUGUGAUGGAGGGUAGCAGCAGCCAAUUGAUGGAGUCCAUUGUCUUGAUGAAGGUCUCAGAUGAGCUGACGGCAGUGCAGAAAACAUUGACUCUGCUCCUAGACAGUAGGAAAGAAGAA
Molecule: messenger RNA, 1171 nt
Organism: Epinephelus fuscoguttatus (brown-marbled grouper)
Lineage: Eukaryota; Metazoa; Chordata; Actinopteri; Perciformes; Serranidae
Product: 5-hydroxytryptamine receptor 3A-like
Exons: 8
Coding region: 1-1068 (355 amino acids)
Biological process (GO): chemical synaptic transmission; nervous system process; monoatomic ion transmembrane transport
Cellular component (GO): synapse; neuron projection; membrane
Molecular function (GO): neurotransmitter receptor activity; transmembrane signaling receptor activity; extracellular ligand-gated monoatomic ion channel activity
Source: RefSeq, a predicted model, not a curated record